Molecule: messenger RNA, 5821 nt
Organism: Symphalangus syndactylus (siamang)
Lineage: Eukaryota; Metazoa; Chordata; Mammalia; Primates; Hylobatidae
Gene: FHIP2A
Product: FHF complex subunit HOOK interacting protein 2A
Source: RefSeq, a predicted model, not a curated record
CGGGCCUCCCCGGGCUGCGGCGGCGCCCUCUGCAGGCCGCGGCGGGCAGAGCGGGCGGAAGGAACCUGAGCCGGACUGCCACCGUGUCCCAACCGGAGCCGCCGCCGGAGCUUCCCGGGGCCCCGAGUCCGCGCCGAACGCCCUCCUCGCCGCCCGCCGUGUCCCGGCGGCCUCCGGAGCCGCCGCGCCGCUCGCGCACACCUGAAGCGGCCGGGCCAGGCCCUGCCUCGGUCCUCAGUUCGUCCUCCCCGCCCCGCACCGGCCUUCACUCUGGAGCGGCCCCGGCAGCCGCAGCAGGGGCGGCGGCGGCGGAUCGAGGAGCUCUCCAGGUCGUCCCGGGAGAGGCUGCUGCAGUCCCGGGACAGGAUGUUCUCCAAGUUCACCUCCAUCCUGCAGCACGCCGUGGAGGCGCUUGCACCUUCUCUUCCUUUACAAGAAGAUUUUGUUUAUCACUGGAAGGCAAUUACCCAUUACUACAUAGAGACUUCAGAUGAUAAAGCCCCAGUGACCGAUACAAAUAUUCCAUCGCAUCUGGAACAGAUGUUAGAUAUACUGGUUGAAGAAGAAAAUGAACGGGAAUCUGGAGAGACGGGGCCAUGUAUGGAAUAUUUGCUCCAUCACAAGAUCUUGGAAACAUUAUACACCUUGGGGAAAGCUGAUUGUCCUCCGGGAAUGAAACAGCAGGUUUUGGUUUUCUAUACGAAACUUCUGGGAAGAAUCCGGCAGCCACUGCUUCCACACAUUAACGUGCACAGGCCAGUGCAGAAAUUAAUUAGACUGUGUGGUGAAGUCCUAGCAACACCAACAGAAAAUGAAGAGAUUCAGUUUCUUUGCAUUGUGUGUGCGAAGCUGAAACAGGACCCCUACCUGGUUAACUUUUUUCUAGAGAAUAAGAUGAAAUCAUUGGCUUCCAAAGGAGUACCAAAUGUAAUUUCAGAAGAUACAUUAAAAGGUCAGGAUUCCUUGUCAACAGAUACAGGACAGUCCCGUCAACCGGAGGAACUAUCUGGUGCUACUGGAAUGGAGCAAACAGAAUUGGAAGAUGAGCCUCCUCAUCAGAUGGAUCACCUGGCCACAAGCUUGGAUAACCUCAGUGUCGCCUCACUGCCAGAGGCCUCGGUUGUUCGUCCAAACCAGGAUUACAAUUUAGUGAAUUCUUUGUUAAAUCUUACUAGAAGUCCUGAUGGCCGAAUAGCUGUGAAGGCAUGUGAAGGCUUGAUGCUGUUAGUAAGUUUGCCAGAGCCUGCGGCUGCAAAGUGCCUUACACAGAGCACUUGCUUGUGUGAACUACUGACAGACAGACUUGCCUCCCUGUACAAGGCCCUACCUCAGUCAGUGGAUCCGUUAGAUAUUGAAACCGUGGAAGCAAUUAACUGGGGCUUGGACUCAUAUAGUCAUAAAGAAGAUGCUUCAGCAUUUCCAGGAAAACGAGCCUUAAUUUCAUUUCUUUCCUGGUUUGAUUAUUGUGAUCAGCUCAUUAAGGAAGCCCAAAAGACUGCUGCUGUUGCUCUUGCCAAAGCUGUUCAUGAAAGAUUUUUCAUUGGUGUUAUGGAACCUCAAUUAAUGCAAACUUCUGAGAUGGGUAUUCUCACAUCCACUGCUCUGCUUCAUCGCAUCGUUCGGCAAGUGACCUCUGAUGUUUUGCUUCAAGAAAUGGUGUUUUUUAUCCUUGGAGAACAGAGGGAACCAGAAACUCUGGCAGAAAUCAGCAGACAUCCUUUAAGGCAUAGGUUAAUUGAACAUUGUGAUCACAUAUCUGAUGAGAUAAGCAUAAUGACAUUACGAAUGUUUGAACAUCUUUUACAAAAACCCAAUGAGCACAUUCUUUACAACUUGGUCUUGAGAAAUCUUGAAGAAAGAAAUUAUACAGAAUAUAAACCUUUGUGCCCAGAAGAUAAAGAUGUGGUAGAAAAUGGAUUGAUAGCAGGAGCAGUAGAUCUGGAAGAAGAUCCAUUAUUUACUGACAUUUCACCAGAAAGCAUUUUGCCAAACCAAGAGUGGCUUAGUUCUUCGCCUCCUGCUACUCCAGACCACCCCAAAAAUGAUGGAAAAACUGAAGUUCAUAAAAUUGUAAAUAGUUUUCUCUGUCUGGUACCGGAUGACGCAAAAUCUUCCUACCAUGUUGAGGGCACGGGAUAUGACACCUACCUCCGAGAUGCUCAUAGACAGUUCCGAGACUACUGUGCUGUCUGCUUAAGAUGGGAGUGGCCUGGGUCUCCAAAAGCAUUGGAAAAGUGCAAUUUAGAAGCAGCUUUCUUUGAAGGUCAUUUUUUAAAAGUGCUGUUUGACAGAAUGGGAAGAAUUCUUGAUCAGCCAUAUGAUGUAAACUUACAAGUAACCUCAGUGUUAUCUAGACUUUCUCUCUUCCCUCAUCCACACAUCCACGAGUACCUUUUGGAUCCUUACGUGAACCUCGCUCCCGGCUGUAGAUCUCUCUUCUCUGUAAUUGUCAGGGUUGUUGGAGACCUUAUGCUUCGAAUCCAGCGUAUUCAAGACUUUACUCCCAAGCUUCUGUUAGUCAGAAAGCGAUUACUUGGUUUGGAACCUGAAGGCCCUAUUAUUGACCACAUCACACUGCUAGAGGGUGUGAUUGUGUUAGAAGAGUUCUGUAAGGAGCUGGCGGCGAUUGCAUUCGUGAAAUAUCACGCUUCCUCCACACCAUAAAUAACAUCUUUCAAGUAACUAGGGGAACAGAACUACUGUGCACAUUUCAUCAAAAAAGAUUCAGUUCCGCUCAGCCACAAGAGGAUAAAAAGCCUUUUUAAACGAAGUAUUGCUGUAAACUGGACAGAACCAUUAAGAACCUAUUGAGUGGAGAUUCUUGGUGAAAUGUUGUAUAAUGUUGUUUUCAUUGGCUUUAUCAUAAUGGUUCUAUAUAUAUAAAAUUGCACAUUGUUGAAUCCAGGAUACAAUCAAAGGAACUUCAGGAAAUAAGCAUUUCUAAUGACUGUGUGAAAAGCUGCAAUAUUUCUGAUGUCAUGACUUUGAUGAUAUUUCUGUUAUAUUAAUAUCCUUUUAGGUAGCAAGGCAUUUUGACAUUCUCUGGGACUCAAAUGCUUAUAUUCUUUUGGACUAAUAAGUAGCAAAAAAAAUCACUAAUUUUAUAACUUUUUAAGGUCAGAAUUCUUAUCAAACAAAAUAUGAAAAAAACUGUAAAUGAGAAAAAAAUACAAUUCAGAAACCAUUGAAUGAAUUAAUUAUAGGAGAUAAAAAUGUGUAGAGCACCAUUAACUUUCUUCAGCUUUUUUAAGAAUAACAAUUUAAUAUGAUAAAUUCUUGAUUAAUAUAUCUAUAUUUUUAAAGAAAUGUUCUUUUACUCUUUUGUGCACAUAGCCAUGUUAGUGAUUUUCUUCAUGUGUGGGUCCCAGUUUAUUUAAACUGUCAUUUUCGCAACAGUGUUGAAUUUAUGCUCACCAUUGAUAGUGUUUGCUAAAAUUGUAUUUUUUUAAGCUAAGUAACAUGUACUGGGUUGAGAACCUUUUUCCCCCCUCUCUCCCUCUCAGAAAAUUGCUUUAUAAUUUGAUUUUCUUACUGAAACGCAUGGUGGUGUCUAGGUGGGGAACUGACUGAUAACCCUUGGCAGCAAUCAAAGUGCCAGUGGCUCCUCGAUGUUUACAUUUUUUUCUAUUUUGUUCAGUCUUUUGUUUUAAAUGAUUCUAAAGAGAUUAAAGAAAACAGACUUUUAAAUGUCCUGUUUACGUGUUAAAGGAUUUGGGGAAAUUGGGUAUGUAUGUGAAUGGGUGUACAUGUAGGAACCUGUAGUUCAGCAAAGCUGCGCUGGGCACAGCAUGCUUGUACUUGAUUGACAAAAUCGUGUUUGCCAGUCCACUUUCUAUUUUUCCUUUAAGUGAUGCUGAUCACUCAAAUACUGCUUUUAAGCUAUUGUUUGUUUUUAUUUGACAUGUUAAGCGCAGCACUUUUUUCUUUAUCUUUUCAUUUGCUGAUAUUUGGGGGAACAGGCUAUCAAAGGUUCCAGCUUGAAGGGAACUGUCACUACCCCCUCUAGGAAGUUAUUUUAUGUAGCAUGUUUGCAUAUACGCAUUGUGUGGCAUGUGCAUAGAGGCUUGUUUUACUCCUAUCUGCUCAUUUUGUUGUGUUAGCUUUUCUGGUUUAUUUCAUAGUUUAUUUUUGCUAUUAACAAAAUAUCAAAAGAUUAUGAAUAGCCUCAGCUCUAGAAUGCUUACCACUGUUAAAACAACAAAAAGACUAAACCUCUAAUUUCACGCAAAUCUUUGUUAGCUUAUUCUAAGAAAUUUAUUAAGUAAAACAAAGAAAACACAAAAAUGGGAGAUAGUUAUUUUGUGCGUGAUUUUCUUUAAAUCAUUUUGAAUGAUGUGAAGGCAUUAUUCAGUUUGCUGUAUUUUUUAAUCACUUCAUACAACGAACACUUCGACAUUUCCAUUUCUAGAUGUAGUAACAGUCUACUUUGAUAUACGAGUAUUUAAACUAAGGCAUUAAGAGAUAUUAGAUAUUUCUUAAUGUUUUCAUAGUGCUCAAUAGGUGUAGUAGCAAUGAUAUUACCUCUGAAACCAAAUACUCUUUUAUCCUUGAUUUCACUAUGGGACCUUAUAACUAAUCCAUGAAACCAAGCUCAGAAAAGCUUUAACUCUUAUAUUUGUGUAUGUGUAUGCUGCUUCUGAAAAUAUAAUUUUCUUAAGUUAUUGUAAUGACUUUAAUUUGUAAUCAGCUAAGGCUUAAGAUUUCAUUUGUUUCUAAGUUUCUGUUUUUCUUCCCUUCUUUUUUCUUUUAUAUUUAGUUCAGACCUAGAGCCAGUAGAAGCUCUCACAGUGAGUUCAAUUUGUUAGUGAAACAUUGUACUGCAUCACUAGUUUUUCUUACCGUAUGUUGACAGCUGAAUAUUUCUGUUACUCAGUACUUGCAAAAACAGUGACUAAAAUGCACUAUGUUGAGUGGAAAGCACCGUCAUAACAAUUGAUUGCCAUAGCAAGUUCCAAAGUGAAUUUCAGCCUUGCUUCACAUUUGUAUCAAUAAGUAUGCACAUUUUUUAAAACUUUCUAACAAUAUAGUCUUUGGGUUUGUUUUUAGUUAUGAGCCACAUUCUUUACUUGAUUGAACUCAGAUUUGUCUUAGCCUAUUGCCAUAUAGUACUCACCUUAUAACUAUGUAACUUUCUCAUAAUAUAUCUGUUUGUGCAAUAUGGAAGCUGUGAGUGGAUUCAUAGCUUUUUGGUUUAAUUGUACAUUAUUGUGUGUGUAUAUGUGUAUAUAUGUAUAUAUAUAAGGACCAAAAUUCUUAGCUUGCUUACACUGUUGCUAGUGUAAACAUUGUUACACUGAAUUUUACAGGGCACAAAUUAUGGAAUUACUUCAUAAAUUCAUGGUAAUGUUUCCAUAAAUUAUUGCAUUAAUAUACAAUUACCAUUUAAUUAUGAAGUCCAUCAGUAUUGACAGAAGAAGUUACAGUGAAGUGCUAAAACCACAUUAUAUGGUUAUAUUUUGGGUUAUAUAGUAAAUCAAAUGUGCAUGUCAUUGUGACACUUUAUGUGUUAAAACAUGGUAGAUAAUCACAUUUUCUGGGCCCUGUAAAAUAGUGUUACUGUAAUACUCUGUUUUGCCUCCUGCCUUGUUUACAUUAAACAGGAUAUUUGGUAAAUUUUUUGUAUUGAAUAUUGUGUAGGUUACUGACAGUGUUACCAACGUUUGGAAUUCUUGGUCCAUCCGUGGAGAAACUCUUCAGGUGGUCAUUGUGUAUCUAUUCUCUCUUCAAAGGAAGUUGUGAUCAAGUUCAACUUUUUGUGCUAACAAUGCAUGCAGGACUAAGAGGGAUGAUCUAAAAAAUAAAUAAUGUAAUUUAAACAAAA